Messenger RNA from Aspergillus ibericus CBS 121593, 1506 nucleotides. RefSeq lists its product as uncharacterized. Lineage: Eukaryota; Fungi; Ascomycota; Eurotiomycetes; Eurotiales; Aspergillaceae. The transcript is spliced from 4 exons. The record is from RefSeq and is a predicted model, not a curated record. Bases 1 to 1506 code for a protein of 501 amino acids.
AUGAUUAGAUACAGGCCUACAAGCAUCUCGCUGGGAGACGAGGAUCUCCGGUACCACCUAGAAAGGCUGCUUCUUCGCUAUGACAACAUGGCCGAGUGGCAUCAAAAAGCUCUGGACCAUGACAGUUUCAGCGAUGACGAUCUAGCUUUCCUAGGUUCGGACUCGUUCUCCCCCUACGAUGUCUCUCCGCCGGAGUCCUUCUGCAGCUCCGGCCAGGAUUUCCCCGGUCAAAAUUCCUCGCAAGCUGGUCAGGACAGGGAGGGUAGCCCUUAUGGCUCAUCGUCAUUGUUCGAUGAGCCAAUCACUUCAUCAUCCCUAAGGGUGCCAGGUCGGAUCCAAGCCAUGGGAACCACCGGCUCGUCAGGCGCCCAAGGGUCGGGGUCGGCAUCAAGCGCGAUUGCAAGAACAGUCUAUGAGAGUAAUAAUCAGAUGUCCUGGAAGGAGUGUAGCAGACAGUCGUUCAGCCAAUUGCCAGGAGUGCGGGGCGUUGAAUGGCCGCAGCGCCAUUCACUGGCAGGCCAGCCUUUCAUUACAGCAAGCAUACCAUCCAGAUUGGCACAGGAAUUUUUCUGGAAGGAUGCGGGCGAGGGUUUGAGUGUUUCGCCCAGUCACUCGACUUCCCGCCCACUUCACCUUUGCGCCCUAGAACUGAAUCGAGGAUCACUUCUGAUAGGUUCUGGGUUCACCACCAGUCCUCUGCUUCUCAUAAGCACAUCCCAAGUGCAUGACGGGAAGCAAGCAGCAGGUGAUACCGAGACAACGCUAGAAAUAGUCGAGAUGGCUGGUGGUGCAAAUAAAUCGACCAAGAAGACACGCGGCCAGCGGGCCAGCUCCUCCUCGAUGGGGUCUGCUACUGUUCACCACAAUGGCCCUGUAGAAAGCUCAGAUACAGACAUUGAAAAUAUUUCAGCAGCCCCCGUCGCUGGAUUGCAGGAGAGUACUAGACCAAGGCCCACUGAAGCAGAUGAGGCCAAUCCCACUCGAAGGAUGGUCUCGCGGGGCACACAAACUGAACCGGUUCGUCUACCACCUUUGCAGGGCCAUAGAGGAGCAAUCCCCCGUCAGGCUUUGAGUGGCUCGCGAGCUGUCCCGGUAGAGAAAGUCCACCAACGUGAUCAUGAAAACGACACUCGCAAAAAACCCAGAGCGCGGGAGGCGCCCACCAUUUCAGGGCUGCUUCGAGAUAUACCCACGAUGGCGUACGUCCAGAGGGCUCAGAACGCUAGUAGAGCCAAUUCAGUUGCUUCUAUACCAUCUGCAAAUCCACCUGUGCAGGGUGGUAUAGGAAGCAUAGCAGAUCCACAUGGAGAGGUACGUAUGCUUUCACGUAGCCUCCUGCGCUGGCCACUGUUAACACCUGAGCAGAACCGGGCGUCAAUCCACCCGCGUCUAGUGGAGGCCAGAGAGUUCCAAAGCUACGUCAACUUCAUGCUGGAUGAAGUCCAAGAGAAUAUUGAGGAUGGGGUCGAGGACAUUGGAUCGGCGAUGAUGUUCUCGACGAGAUAG